Messenger RNA from Porites lobata, 5478 nucleotides. Lineage: Eukaryota; Metazoa; Cnidaria; Anthozoa; Scleractinia; Poritidae. The record is from the annotation of a GenBank genome assembly.
AUGGCGGCGGCUAAGCUGGGAAGACUUGCAGUGAAAAACACAGCGUUUUUACUUUGUGAUAUUCAAGAAAAAUUUCGUCCUUCGAUUAUAUAUUUUCCGGAGAUCAUCAAAGUUGCUCAAAGAAUGGUAAGAAGCUUUUGAUUAUUUCGUUUGAUCAAGGGCCUGCACCAAGCAAAUGUUUCGCAGUUGUUCCGUCGUAUUACUGUCCACUCUACUGCGCUUUUUACACAUUUUGGGUGACAUGUCUAAAAAGCUCUGCGAAGGAAAGCGAUACCGUGAGAGUCAAGACUCUCUUAAAGGUUUCUAGUUACCGACUUGAUAGCUCCUGCUAGUAACCAAAAAAUUGAUGAUUCUUUGUGUUGUAGAUUAAUUAAACCAGUUGAUACCCUGCGUGCCAGAGGCUUUUCAUGCGCGAAAAAGAAAAAGAGACCCGCGCGAAAAGCCAUUGGACCAGAGCGCCAUCCCUUUGAUAGCGCUGAGCCAUCAACCCUACUUAUACCAAAACAUCCAGAAUUUGGAUGUUUUGUUGAUCGGUGCCUUUGAGAUGUCGAAUGUUUCAAAUGCUCUGAUUGGAUUACAGUCAGAGAGGCGCGUGAUCAGGACGCAGGUGGUUUGAAAGUGACACAAUCCAUCUCGAGUCACGUAUGUUUUUGCCUUUUGGAAGAGAAUUGGAAAUAUCAGAUGGCUGUACGAGCAAUAGCCAAAGUCAUCAGAACAUUUGAUGGUGUGGAGGGAAUAAGUGCAGAACAAAAAGAGGGCAUUGUAAAUUAUAUUCAAAGGAAAGACAUAUUGACAGUCUUAGGGACCGGCUAUGGAAAAUCACUGGUCAUCACUGCUGUUCCAGUUAAUACCUGGUAUAUGCAGUGUGUAAAAGAGGGUCGUUAGGUAACACAUGAGUUUUACCCUGUGCCAAAAUGAUGCUUGUUCCAAUGAAUUUUUUCUCUAGCUGUAGAAUUUGCUCUUGUGGGUUCUUCGUUUUGACUGAGCAAACGUGCAUUAUUUUUGCAGCUUGUUUCAUACUGAGAGGUCUUGAAAAGCAUAUUGAUUUUCUGCGGUUUAUGUUUUUGGUCGGCAUAAUUUGCCCUCUGAUGCAAGAGCAUUUUCUUUGACCUCUUUUGAAAUGUAAACUUCCUCUUUGUGGCUAAAUAAACUUGUAGGUUGGUUAAUUUUCUCCAAAGUGCCUCCUUGAUCUGAAUAACUAAAAGCAAUGUUUUUUUGUCCAUGAAUGUGAAGUUUUCGUGCAAUGUUCUGUCACACUGGGCCCAACUCGUCAGUAGUUUUUGCAGGAUGUCAAAUUCUCAGGGAUACAGAUUUACAGAUCCCAAUUUUGAAGAAUGAACAGCAGCUUAAACUAAAGCUACAUAAAUUAUGGACAACUGCACUGUGAGUCAUUCAAGACUGCUCAGACUUUAAGCAAUGAUUUUUAAACUCCAGCUUGUUUUUCUAAAUAUAAUGUGACUCUUUGGGCUGAAGUGCAUUGUUCCUCCCUUGGUGAUUACUUUUCAGUUACCUUAUUCACAAUAUCUGCCAUCUUCCCAUGCAUUUUUGGAGGGAUGAGAUGAAAGUAAUGCCACGUGGGUGGGGGGGGGGGGGGGGCUGUGGUAUGGCUAAACACUGCCCACCCUGAGCUUGUGUCAAUAAGUAGCUGUGCUUUUCUGAUUAGGCCUUAACUAUUUGCUGCUUUUCCAUCAGUUUGCAUAGCACAUAAGAUUGGCAACAUGAAGGGCCAUUUUCUGGCUAAAUGGAUGCACAUAUUUCAAAAUUUGAACUUCUUUGGGAAUCUAUUGCCAAUAUAACAAUAAUGGAAAUCAAUUGUUUUGUUACCACCCUUGGUCUUCUUAAAAAUUUCAGUUUCAUUCAUUCACAUUCCAUAAGCAUAAGUUUACACAUUAUUUUUUCUUACAGGUUGCAGCAGCAAACAUCUUGAAAAUACCAGUCAUUGCAACUGAACAGGUACUAAAUCAGCCCUGUAACUGUGUCAGUUGUGUAGUACUAACACCUCACUUUACAGUAAAUAAGUUUUUAUUUCCCUUGCAAGAGCUUGGGAGAAAGAAAAUGUACUUUACUUGAAGGUAGUAAGAGAGUUAAAGGAGCUCUGUCGCAAAAUUUAUCAAAUUUUAAUAAGUCCCAGCCACCACCAAACUGAGUGAAACAUAAAAAUAGCCGCUCAAAAAAUUAAAAGAAGGUAUGAACAGCACAGCAAAUAUGAAAGAAGGCACAGAUGGACAAACAUGUGGAAGAUUAAAAUGGAUUGGAACUGUUGUUUUUUCGAAAACUUGUUAUAAACAAAAAGAUUUAUUUCACUCAGCUCCAUUUACAUGUGAUUCAGAUAGAUAAAGAAAAAGAGACAAAUAAAUACAAUUUUUUUAUUACAUAAGUGAAGAAUAAAAAUUGUAGUCACUAGGUAAGGAGCAAGUUGGGAUCAUCCAAAUAGCAAAGACUAAUCUAGUGGAUGUUAGCCUAACAGUUUUUUUCAAAGCUUUACUUUGUUAUUGUAAUUUUGAUAUUAUGCUUUGGAAACAUAUUUGUUGCACAAGAAUUAAGCUGUUAUUUUGUCAUUUGAAAGUAAUUUCUUCUCUUUCACCAAGUUUCAUAGCGAAUAAAGAUGCAUAAUAGGUCAUUUGUGCGAUGGCAUCAUUUUACCACUAUGACCAGAAUCCUUUUCGUUUUUCCUUUCAUAUUCAAAUUUGGUAAAUCCCAGCAAGGUUUAAAUAACAAAACCCCUAAUUUGCACAAAAAAGCAAAUCCUGAAAGAUUCUGGUCGUAGUGGAAAAAUGACGUCAUUGUGGAAAUGGCCUAUUGGCAGUACUAUAAAAAUCAACUAGACAGCUGCAUCACAGCCCCUUUAAUGAAGAGGGGAUUAAUUUAUAACAGAAACUCAUGAGGGGUUUUCAACCCCUUAUGAGUUUCUGUUUAUAAGUAAUGUCUUGCUAUAUGUUGUAAAUCGUCUUUUUUCCUUAGUAUCCCAAAGGACUUGGCAAUACAGUAGAGGAGAUUGACACGAGUCCUUUCAAGGAGCGUGUUUUUUCCAAGACAAAGUUUUCCAUGGUCAUUCCUGAAGUGGAAGAACAGCUCAAGCAACUGAACGUUGAGAACGUUGUGUUGAUGGGUAUUGAGGUAUGCUCAAUUUGUAGUCAACAAAAAUAAUACCAUAAAGUUUUCUUAUCUAAGUGCACCUCUGCAGAGCUAAGAAAAAAAGCUUUUGGUUUGAUAAAAUUUGAAUGUUGACAAUGUUGAAUAGUUAGGGAAAGGUCCAGGCAAAGCAUCAAACCACUUGUUAGUGAAUGUCAAUACUGGUAGCCAUUUUCUUCUUUGCAAUGAUUACAAUAUUAUGUCUGUUCAAUAAAAAUGACAUCCAAUGUGUAGCUUAUGAGGAGAAAAAUGAUUAAAUUACAGACUGAUGACAAGAGUGGGUUUUGCAAGGGUGGGUGAAAAAGAUAUCAAAACCUGUGUCAUGUCCGUUGUAUGAUUUCUUUUACCACCAGCUAUUGUGGUCAACUGUUGUGUCAGUUUUCUCAUACUUUUGUGGGAUUUCUCUCAAGAUUAAGUAAAAAGGUGAGCAAGCAAGGAGGGUUGUCCAAUAAACACGAACUGAGUCCAGUCAUUUAAGUGCAAAAUUUUACUUUUAAGUAUAUAUAUAUAUAUAUACAGUUUCAUGAGUGUCAUACUCUAAAUGCUCUGCAUGCAAGCAGAAUUGCUUGGACAUAUCGCAUCCACUAGGAUGCAUUUCCCAAACCAAUAGAAUUAUAAAAAUUUCAAUAGAACUUGUAGUUAUCAAAAAUAUAGUGAAAUAAUAGGAGGCCAGGAAGAAUGGAAAUGACAAGGUUAGUUUUGUUUAGAUAGCAAAUGUGUUUCUUGGUAGAAAUUGACCAAUUACACGUUUAUGUACCCCUUUGUUGCCUUGUACUGAACCAUAAGAGCAAAGUGAAUUUAUUGCUUUUAGACACAAGUUUGUGUUCUACAAACCACAAUGGACCUUCUAGAGAGAAACUAUAAUGUUCAUGUGUUAGCUGAUGGGGUGUCAUCACGCACAAUGGUUGAAAGGAUGUUUGCACUUGAGGUAAAAAACUAGUUAAAUCUCUUAAGACUAUUUUUAGCAUAAUAACUAGCAGUGACGGAGGAAAUAGAACUACUAGGUGUCUGUGUAAAAUGCAAAUAUAUAUGUCCCCGCCAAAAUAAUUUAUUGCAGCGUGAGGAAUUUCUUCGCUCGUUUCUCAGAUGUCAUUUCGCGGGGAAACCAGUGGUGGCGUCGCGAAAUGUCAGCUCUUUUCUCAGGUUAAAAUGAAAACUGUUCAACAACUUUCAUUGAAGAUCUCACCUACACACCUGAAAGUUUGAUCCUGGAAGUGUAGAAAUUAAUAUUAUCAAAACUUUUGUUUCAGCGGAUACGUCAAAUUGGUGGGUUUGUUACAACAAGUGAGUGCAGCUUGUUCAUGCUGAUGGGUGAUUCAAAACAUCCCAACUUCAGAGAGGUUCAAGCGUUGGUGAAAACUGCAGCCCCAGACUCUGGUCUUCUGUCUAAAUGUUAACGUCAAGUUACGGUUUUUAUACAAACACAACAUUCAGGUCAUAAUCUCGAUAAAAUAUACAUGAACACUAACAAGAAAGAUGAUCUGUUUAGAAAAAAAAUAUAUGGGCCUAGUUUAAAUGUGCAUUCUGUUUGGCUUAAGCAAUGAUUCACAAAGUGUAGCAGCUAUCUUAACUAAUUAGAAAAUACCAUUAAAAAAUGCAAGCAAGCCUAGGCAUAGCCUUGGUGUACAAUUCUUAGCACAUGCGUGUUGCCACCUUUUUUCUAUGACUUUGCUUUACCGCAUUACAUUAAGGAGGAGAGAAGGAGAGUGGAAGGCCGGGUAUUUAUCUCAUCUGCUUUCCGCACUUUUUUUCUCACUUAUCUCCCUGAACCCAAGGUUAUUGGCUUGGCCAGAGAAGCCUCUAAAGGAAAGAAGUGUUUUAGAACUAUUCAGUCGGCAAAGACAAGCAUAGCAAUAGCCGCCGAAAAGGCGCUCAAUGUUGACUUUGUGUCCUGACUGUAUCAACAAGCCAAAUUAAAAGGGUCGAAGGAUUGUACUACAAUAACGCAUUUCAAGUCAAUGCAGGGGACCCUGAAAGUCGUUAAUGAGCUUCAUGCAAGAAAAUCUACUAAUUCGAAUGUAAAUGAGAUAGAAAUGAAUGGCCAUUCUAUUGCUGAUGUACGGGAGUUAGCCAAAACCUUUAAUUACCACUUCGCUAGUGUCGGGGCAAAGAAAGCCAGUAUCAUACCCAAUGGUGAUAGUUCUCAUUCAGAAUAUCUCAAUCUUACUCUAGAUGAUGAAAAUUGCUUCGUGCUCAAACAAACGGAUGUAGCUACUGCUUAUUCAUUAUCUAAAUUAAGUCAAUCUAAGUCAGAUCUCUGUGAGACUGCUUCGUGAAUGUGCUGACCUGAUUGCACCCUGUCUUUGUUCCAUCUUUAAUCGCUGUAUUUCUGGUGCUUUUCCUGAC